Messenger RNA from Strigops habroptila (Kakapo), 2750 nucleotides. Its product is annotated as ninein-like protein. Gene Ontology annotation, biological process: microtubule anchoring at centrosome. Gene Ontology annotation, cellular component: centrosome. Bases 1 to 1941 code for a protein of 646 amino acids. The transcript is spliced from 17 exons. The record is from RefSeq and is a predicted model, not a curated record. Lineage: Eukaryota; Metazoa; Chordata; Aves; Psittaciformes; Psittacidae.
AUGCGGAAGGGGGCGGGCGGGAAGGGCGCGCGCUGCGUGCGCCUGCGCGGGGCGGGAUCGGCGCGUGAGGCUGAGCAGCACAUGGAGGAGCAGGUGAGCCUGGCAGAGCUGCCUGCAGCGUUGGACAACACACUCAUGGUUCCCAGGAGCGGGCUUCAGUGUGCAGCUCUCAUGUCCUACAGAUACAAACUGCAGUGCCUCAAGAUCCAGGUGAGGCAGGUCGCCAGGGAGAGGGACAAGGCGAGGCUGGACUUGGAGAAGGCGGAGCGACGCUGCCUGCAGCUUGGCAGAGAGUUGGACGAGCAGUAUGUUGCUCUUGAGCACACCCAGAGCAAGCUCAGGGAUUUUCAGGCAGAAAUAGAGGCAAAAGACCUGCUUUUGCAGCAAGCUGUCAGUCACCAAGCAAAGCUGGAGGCUGGUACACAGUUCCUCCAUGGCAAAGAGGCCAGCUGGCAAGGGAGACUGAGCCACACGAUGAAGGAGAACAUACAGCUGCAAAACAGAGUCACAGAGAUGGCUGAGAAACUGGCAGCCUCUGAGAAGCUGGUAUUGGAAUUGCAGAAAGAACUCAACUGUGUUGUGAAGGACAAGCUGGGCCAGGCGGAGUCCCACAGUCCAGAGCUCCUGAACCAGAGUGAGUGCUUCGCAGAGAUUGUCCUGGAGUACGAGCGGCAGUGCCAGAGAGUCAAGGUGCUGUGGGAGCAGAAUGGAUUGCUGCGAAGGGAGCUGGAAAGGCUGUAUCUCCAACUACAGGAGAGCUGGGCUGAGAGAGGGCUGCCAGCAGGAGAUCUGUCCUCUCAGGGCUCCUCUCUGCUAGCGGGCCACCAUCCCAGCCCUCUGGUUCCCACUUCUGCGUGCGCGGAGGCGUCACUCUCAAUGGAGCAGCUCCAAGAGCAGCUGCGGGACCUGAAGGUUCAGCUGGAAAUGAAGAUAAACUAUUAUGAGGAGGAAAUCGAGUUAAUGAGGAAAAACUUUGAGAGAGAGAGGAAGGACAGUGAGGAAAGCUUCAGGACCGAGAUACACAAGAUGGAAGACCAGAGAAGAGACCUGGAUGAAACACUUGAAAGAGCUGUGCUGGCUGCUGGAGGAGAACAGCCUGCUGAAAAGUCAACUUGGGAGACUUCAACAAGAGCUGAGGCUGGCAAAGGAGCAGGGCAGCGAACACGAUGGAGUGAGAAGAGCAAUGGCGAGGUCUCCCACCUGAACGUCAGGAUAUGUCAGCUGGGCCAUGAAGUUACUGAACACCAGGCUGGCCAUGGUGCUGGCCCUGACACUGUCCCACCGUGGAGCCAGAGGCUUGCAGAGGCUGAGCAGCUACAAGGAGCAGAGAUGGCCACAAGGCUGGAGCACCACCAGCAACACGCAGCAUGUUGGAUGGAGAUGGAGCUGCUUCAACAGCAGCUCAAGGCCUCGCAGGAGAAGCUUUUAGAAGCCAAAGCAAGCCUGAGCCUGGCCCAGACUCGGCACGCUCUGCAGUUGCAGCAGGCCAAGGCCCAGAUGAACAACAUGGUACCAAAGAAACACUUUGAGGAGCUGCAAACCAGCUUGAGAGCAGAGCAAUGCAAGGCUCAGCAGCUCCAGGAAAACCUCCACCGACAGGCUGAGCAGACAUGCAGGCAGCUGGUCAGGACUCAGGAAGAACAUGAGCGUCUGCUGCAGGCAGCUAUGGAGCAGGCAGAGGGGCUGGAGCACAACCUCAGGAGUACUGAAGCUGUGCUGGCAGAGAGGGCAGCUCAGCUCAAAGAUGCUCAGGCCCAACUCUCCAGGAACAAAAUGCUGAUCGAAGACCUCCGUGAGGAGAACAGGGGGGUUGCAAUGGCCCUGCAGGCAGCUGAGCUGAAGCAGAAGAGCACUGAGGAGAAGAACCAGCUGUUGGAGGAGCAAGCCUCAGCUCUGAAACAGCUCAUUGGAAAAAUCACACCAGCAUCUCUGAGUGGGUGACGGGGCACCCGCUGUGCAGCCCUGCCCCUGGUCCUGGCCAGGGUUUGUCAGGUUCUCUUGUGCUCUAGGAGACUCUGGCCUUCUUAAAGUCUGAGCCUAAGAUCAAAACCAACCUGAUGCCAUAUUGUUGCCUCUGCGGUGAGCAGGACAGAGGGGCUGAGGGAAAAGCCUUCAGUCUGAACCUCCAAGGCUUGGGGCAGGGCUGAUGACCCCUCAUCAGUAGCACUGCCCUUCUUCAAAGGACACCAGGAAACACGGAUGGUGGUACCAUCAUCGAUCUCAAACUCUCCAUAGUCUCUUAAACACCGCACCUGCAAAGCAGAAAUGCAGCUCUCGGAUCAUCAGAUCUCCCACAGAAAGCACCAGACACCACUGCUGACUUACAACACAUGCCCCAGAACUGUAAUUACGGACACAUUCCUAUCUGCCUGCUGGAGCCUUAACAUAGAGCAGAUCUGGAAAUGCACAACUGGACUGAUCCCAUGACCUGUGGACUCUACCUGACGUUCUCUUCCUGCCUCUGGCUGGAGCAAGAAGCACCAGUGAGCCCAGCCCCCCACAGAGACUAGAGGAAGAGCAGCACAAGAGACAGGAUGCGAGAAGCAGCAGCAGCAUUUCCAGGAGAACUUCUCCACACACAUACCAGAAAAUGCUGAUCUGUUAACUGUGAAACUGUCUUAAGGAGCAGAUUGAACUACAUGUUCUUUCGAAGAGAACAUCAGAACAGAGCACUUCAGCUACUGACUUUGAUUUUUCAAAUGCUCUUGCUUUGUUCUAUCAAUUGUAUAAAACGGUUUAUAGUCUCAUGU